AAGAGAUAUAGUUAUCUUAGCUGAGUACUGCUGUGACACUCCAUGCUUAGUGAGAACAGAAAGGGGAGCUCAGAGAGAUGCUUUCAAAUACUGUAUGUGUGAAUUUGCAGCACUUCGGGAAGGGCGUGAGCAGUUGUGGUUUCCUCUGAAGUUACAUCGUUUAGGCACACCAAGUAGAUGCUACAUGAAUCAUGAAGAUACUAUGGUGGGCCACUGAGAAGUCAGUGGUGUGAUGGCAAGUGCAACAUGGUGUGGAGCUGACUGACCUAACUGCAAUUUAAUGGUGUUAAGAUGCCCCUACAGAGACUCAUCCCCUGUCUGGCCUGUCUUGCCCUCAGCCUGAUUUGGGAUGUUCUGCUGCCAGCCGCUAAGCAUGGCCACUGCCAGCUGGCACAGCAGGCUGCCCUGUGUAUAGGACUUCAGCUCUCAUCUGUACCUGCAGACCUGCCAGAAAACAUAAAGGAUCUCCAGCUAGAUCACAAUGCCAUCAGCGUGCUGAGAAACACGUCCCUCUCCCGCUAUCAUCACCUCGAAGUCCUGAGUUGUGCCAGCUGCCACUUGGAAACCAUUGAGUCAUAUGCCUUCCAUAAUGCCCUUAACAUAGAGAACCUCAACCUUGCAAAAAACUAUAUUCACACCAGGUACCAGCAGACCAGUCAGGCCCUAUGGCAUCUAGCCCGCCUAAAGGUCUUGGACCUUUCUGAAAAUGGACUGACAGAAAACAUGGUGGCUUUCCUCCUGUGUAACAUGUCUUCUCUUGAGCGCCUCUCUCUCUCUGGGAAUAUCAUGUUGAGGCUGGACCAGACUAUCUUCCGUGAUCUACGCCGGCUGGAAGAGCUAAACCUUGAGAGGAAUGCACUCUAUGAAAUUGAGGUAGAGGCAUUCAAUAGUCUGCAGGGUCUGAAAAGGCUCAGUCUGGCCUUCAACAACCUGCAAUGCCUGAUGAACUUUCGGCUCACUCAGCUGUUGGUGCUGAACGCCAGCUACAACAACCUGGAGUGGUUCAUCUCUGACCAGGAUAUUAAAGAACCUUUCCAAUUACAAACCCUGGACCUCCGGGACAACAGGCUUUUCUUCUUCCCCUUCCUGCCCACCAUAAGCCAUGUCCACACUCUGCUCUUGUCUGACAACAAGAUUGGCUUUUACCAGCACCUUGCCAAUGUUGGUUCCUUGAACUGGACAACCCACGUGCAGUUUUUCAAUCUGAAUGGUAACAUGAGCAAUAUCACAGUUGAGCUUUGGGAUGAGACUCUCCAUGGGGAUAUCACCUCAGUGGAGCUGCUGGACCUGACUGGGAACCAUGUGGCUAACAUCCCCCAUGGCUUUCUGGGUAAGAUGCCAAAGUUAUUGAGGUUGAAGCUAGGGAGAAACUGCUUGGAGUCACUGGACUUGAAAGAGCUCUCUGCCUCCCUGUAUGAGCUAGACUUGAGCAGCAACAGGCUGACCACGCUCUCAGCCAACCAAACCACCCUGAAUGCGCUUGCCUCUUUGGCUCAUCUUAACCUGAGCCGAAAUGGUCUUCAGAGUCUCCCACCAAGACUGUUUGUAAGUUUCUCCAGUCUUACCACAGUUGACCUUAGUUACAACCAGGUGGGUAUUUGUUCCUCAGAGGAGUUAGACUCAUGCACAGAUGACUGUGGCUGUGUCAUUUGGACAGGUGUCAGCUCACUGAAACAGCUGUACCUAAGAGGGUGCAGCCUGAGGCAGGUACCACCCACUGCUUUCAAUGGGACACCUAUAACACACCUUGAACUUUCAGACAACCCAGGAAUAUUUCUGAGCCACAAAUCUUUAGCUAGCCUGAAUGGAACACUGCAGCAACUGGGCCUUGGGAACACCAAGACUCAAACCUUUGACUUCACCCCGUUCAUUCACUUGAGGUCUCUUGAUCUUUCCAGGAAUUCCUUGUCCUACCUCCCAGAUAUCCCGCAUCUGAGGUGGUUGGAUUUGAGGGAAAACAGCCUGACCACCAUCCCCCUUCAACAGGCUGAGACUCUAAGCAGCAGUCUGCAGACCCUCUUCAUUGGGAGAAACCCAUUCAAUUGCUGUGAUGUGGACUGGUACAAGAUGUUGGGGGAGGUGAAUACUGUGAAUAUCAUGGACUGGUCUGAUGUGACAUGUUUGCAUGCUGUUCAUGGGACACACAGGAUGGACCGUCUAAGUAGCAACUUGUGCAGAAUCAAUGAUGAAGAACCAAGCUGGUGGUAUCUUGUUGUCCUCCUGGUUGCUUGUCUCUGUUUUGUGGGCAUUGCCAUUAUUACACUGACCUUCAGGUCCAGCCAGGUUCCAGGGCUGAGAAAUGAAAGAUGUCUGAAGCCCACCUCAUAUUAACAAUGUUGCUAAAUAAAGACACAGCAUCAUAAUGA
Messenger RNA from Conger conger (European conger), 2366 nucleotides. Its product is annotated as transforming growth factor beta activator LRRC33-like. The coding region runs from base 292 to 2331 and encodes 679 amino acids. Lineage: Eukaryota; Metazoa; Chordata; Actinopteri; Anguilliformes; Congridae. The transcript has 4 exons. The record is from RefSeq and is a predicted model, not a curated record. Gene Ontology annotation, molecular function: protein binding.